This is a messenger RNA of Ictidomys tridecemlineatus (thirteen-lined ground squirrel), 884 nucleotides long. RefSeq names its product DDIT3 upstream open reading frame protein. The record is from RefSeq and is a predicted model, not a curated record. NCBI's taxonomy places the organism in Eukaryota, Metazoa, Chordata, Mammalia, Rodentia, Sciuridae.
CAGAAGCUUGGGUGUAAGACGCAGAGCAUAUCAUGUUGAAGAUGAGCGGGUGGCAGCGACAAAGCCAAAGUCAGUUCCGGAACCUAAGGAGAAAGUGUUCCAGAAGGAAGUGUAUCUUCAUACAUCACCACACCUGAAAAACCUGAUCCAACUGCAGAGAUGGCAGCUGAGUCAUUGCCUUUCUCCUUCGGGACGGUGUCCAGCUGGGAGCUGGAAGCCUGGUAUGAGGAUCUGCAGGAGGUUCUGUCUUCAGAUGAAAAUGGGGGUACUUAUAUCUCACCCCCUAGAAACGAAGAGGAAGAAUCAAAAACCUUCACCACUCUUAACCCUGCGUCUCUGGCUUGGCUGGCUGGGGAGCCAGGUCCAGCAGAAGUCACAAGCAUCUCCCAGAGUCCUCGCUCUCCAGACUCCAGUCAGAGCUCCCUGGCUCAGGAAGAAGAGGAGGAAGACCAAGGAAAAACUAGGAAACGGAAACACAGUGGCCAGUGGCCAGCCCGGGCUGGAAAGCAACGCAUGAAGGAAAAAGAACAAGAGAAUGAAAGGAAAGUGGCACAGCUAACUGAAGAAAAUGAACGGCUCAAGCAGGAAAUAGAGCGCCUGACUCAGGAAGUAGAAGCCACACGCCGUGCUCUAAUUGACCGAAUGGUUAAUCUACACCAAGCCUGAACAAUUGGAACCAUCACUCCCCAACUGGGGCCACUACCUACCUUACCCUGAAGUGGCUACUGACCACUUUCACAACAGUGUCAAUGAUGUGAUCUUCAACACAUGUCCAGUAGGGGGAAGGAUUGGGGGAGACAAAAGCAAAGGGUCUCAGCUUAUAUAUAGAGAUAAUACAUUUAUUUAUUAACUGUCCAUAUCCAUUAAAGACUUUCUAUGAGCCA